Messenger RNA from Ziziphus jujuba (common jujube), 1347 nucleotides. RefSeq lists its product as uncharacterized. The transcript has a single exon. Bases 1 to 1347 code for a protein of 448 amino acids. The record is from RefSeq and is a predicted model, not a curated record. NCBI's taxonomy places the organism in Eukaryota, Viridiplantae, Streptophyta, Magnoliopsida, Rosales, Rhamnaceae.
AUGGUGCAAAAUGUCUUCCGCUCUGGUUUACUACUGAGGGACAUCAAUCGCACCUUUAUGGUCCUUAUUCCGAAAGUGACAGGAGUGACGGAAGUUAAACAUCUUCGAUCUAUAAGUCUAUGCAAUACCACCUAUAAGAUCAUCGCAAAAAUCCUAGCGAAUAGACUGAAGCAGGUUAUCAAGAAAAUCAUUUCCCCAAGCCAGUCAGUGUUCGUUCCGAGGCGAUGGAUUGGAGAGAAUGCCAUCCUGGCCAAUGAAGUGCUUCACUCUAUGAAUCGCAAGAAAGGGAUGAAAGGAAUUAUAGGUAUUAAGGUGGACAUGCAGAAAGCUUACGAUAGGGUGGAUUGGGUCAUGAUUUCAAGAAUUUUAAUUCUUUUUGGCUUUUCCGACAAAGUGGCUAAAUUGGUCUUAAAUUGUAUAUCUUCUAUUUCCAUGGAAUUGCUCCUGAACGGAAGCAUAUUUGAUAAAAUUCCGAUGGAACGAGGGCUCUGGCAAGGAGAUCCGCUGUCUCCUUUUCUCUUUAUCCUUAUGGCGAAAUUACUCUCUCGAAUGUUAUUCAAAUGGGAAAUUGAUAGAAAGAUAACUGGCAUGAAGUUUGGCUGUUCCUCUCCGUCAGUGACACACUUGUUAUUCGGAGAUGACGUUAUCAUCUUCUGUGGCGCCAAUACCGAAGAAGCCUGCAACAUCCAUCGAUGUCUACAACUCUACUGGAAGUGGACCGGACAAUCUUUCAAUCGAGAAAAUUCCGAAUGUUUCUUUUCUCGCAAUGUUAGCAGCAAAGGAAAAUCGGACAUAAAAAAGAUCUUAGGAAGGAAAGAGCUUGAGAAAAACACCAAACACUUACGUUUACCUUUAUUUCUCCUUAAAAAUAAAUCUGAAACUUUCCAGCAUCUCCAACGGAAAGUGGAAACUCGAAUCCAAGGGUGGAAAGCGAAACUUCUCUCCCAGGCAGGCCGAGCUACCCUUAUCAAACACAUGGUUACCUCCAUUCCGGUGUAUACAAUGUCAACUUUCCUACUUCCCAAAGGUUGGUGCCAACGGAUACAAAGCAAAGCCAGAGCUUUUCUAUGGACGAACGAUACUUCAAACAUGAGAGGCUUCAAUCCUAUCGCUUGGAGAAAGGUGUGUCAAUCAAAAUUCAAUGGUGGCCUAGGCAUUAAACACUUAUGGAAUUUCAACAAAGCACUCAUUGCCAAGAUCGGAUGGUGCUUAGCAACAGAUGAUCAAGCUCUGUGGGUGCAAGCCCUCAAAGCAAAAUAUUUCCCCCACUCUUCCUUCAUGAAGUGCAAGAAGAAAAACCAUUGUUCCUGGCUUUGGUCUGGUGUCCUCAGACUAGAAAUCUUCUAG